Molecule: messenger RNA, 1712 nt
Organism: Papaver somniferum (opium poppy)
Lineage: Eukaryota; Viridiplantae; Streptophyta; Magnoliopsida; Ranunculales; Papaveraceae
Exons: 7
Coding region: 152-1300 (382 amino acids)
Source: RefSeq, a predicted model, not a curated record
GCGGGAUGAAAAUCAAAAGAAAAUCCUUUUGGGCGGGGAUUAUUCCCGCUUGGUGUUUUGGAAUAGCUAUAAAUCUCAACCCUAAAAUCAUUCGAGAGAUGUUAAGAGAUUUAUCUUUUUUGGGGAAUUAUCAGAGAUCAAAAACAGCAAGAUGUCUCAAACCAAAAAACAACUUUCCAAGAACAAAAUUGGGAGCUUCGACAGAGCAAGCAUAUCCCCUGGACAGUUGAGGUCAAAUUACGGUAGCGUAAGGAAUAGAGGAGGAAGGGCUAGUCAACUCAGUCGUCAACAAUCAGCGCGCCAUUCAUUGGAGGAUUUGGUUGAACCACCAUCGCGUUCAGGAAAAUCAAGAAGAGGAUCAAUAUUUCAACAAGUUCGUAGAAAGAAACAACAACUAAUGAAUCAGCAACCAUCAUGUCAAAUCGAAGAGCAUGAACAAGUGGAGGAAGAAUACCUUCAACCACCAGAAGAAAGAUCAGGAAGAACUCGUAACACUCCCUUGCCAACACGUUCACCACCACCGCGAGACAGGGGUGGACAAAGUCUUCCUAUAACACCAAGCAGGUUACCUCUAAUUGAUGAUGAUUUUCUUGAUUCUCCGAGAAGUUCUCCUAGAGGACUUGUCAGUAAUCAAGUACUAACCAGCAGGUCUAAUGAUUUUAUUAAUUCUUUAAGGAGAUCUCCACGGGGACUCGACAAUAAUAGGGUACAAAGAUCGCUUGAGGCAGAGUACAGUGCUUCAAAUACCGUACAUAUGCAAAGACAUCGUCAAGUCCAACAUCAAUCAGAUCAACUUUAUAACACUCAAGUAUCAAGUUCUUCUCGGCAACAACCAUUGGGAUUACAACAUCAGGGUAGUCGAAGUUCAUCUUCCCAACGACAAUCUCAAACACCAUCAAAUGGUGCUCCUCUUGGAAACCGAAACAUCUCGAAUCAGAAUACUUCACACUCUGAGCCACAACAAAAUGAUACUCCUGAAGAUCAACACCUCCAGCGGAAGCAUCCUUCACGUUCAACAUCUAAUUCUCCCCAGUCAAAUGAAGAAUGUGGUACUGCAGAAAUAACGGCUGUAUCAUUAAGGAAAAAAAGAGGGCGCAGCUGUAUGAAGGAACUUUCCAAAUUUAGGGGACAAAUACUUGAAUUGGAUCUCUAUGAAGGUAGACUAUGUCGUUAUAAAAACGAAGUCGCAAUCAAUUCAGUGUGCAUGUGGACUAGGCAAAGUCAGAACUGUCCUUUGAAUUACGAUGCAUUUGAUGAUAUUCCUCCUAUAAAUUCAGCGUGUGAUCAAAAAUCUCUAUGACUACUUUACAUUCAAGUCUCGCACUGGAGAAGACCCAGAGGAAGCAAUCAAGAAAAUAAUGAGGAAUGCAUAUAAUAGGCAUAGGCACAAAAUUCAUAAAGCAUACCUAAAGAUUCAAAACCUUAGUAGUCACGAGGUAGCUUUGGCCUCCGAACCACCCUCUAAACUGGAGAUUAACAAAGAGGAUUGGAUAUAUAUGUGCAAGACUUUCGCCACGCCAGAUUUCAAGAAAAAAUCAGGCAGGGGGAUUGCGGCUGCUAAAGCAAAGGAAAUUAAUCAUAGUGCAGGCAAUAGAAUUUUUGCCAGCAUAGAAUAUGAAUUGAUUGCGGAGAACAAGCCUUGUGAUGCGGUGAUUUUGUUCUCAGAAACCCAUGGUUCUAAAAAAUUACCACCGAAAUGUCAGGAGAUGAAA